AUGUUGAACGAGAAAAGGGGUUAUAGUCAGGAGUCAAUAUCAAAUUACAUAAAACAGGAGUUUGUUGAUUUGCCUUGGGCCCACUCUACAUUGCUGAAACACCACCUUGAGAAGCUUUGUGAUUGCAAAGAAUUUUCCAUAACUCGAAAGAAACGUUAUUUGCUUGCCGGUGUAGAUUCUGACCCAAUUUCAAACCCUAAAUCUGAAAAACAUUUGAAAACGAAGCAAGAUUCAUACACGGGGAAGAAAAGCAGUAGGCAUAAGAAUAAACAUAAGAAGAUCAAGAAUAAAAAAAGCUUGUUGGAUUCACAGGAAACCAAGAAACAAAUAGUUGAAGUGUUUCAAGAACAAGAAAAUGAAUUGCUUGAACCAGAAUGUUUAGAGAUUGAAUAUCAUCAAACAAAUGAGGAAGGAAAUAUUUUGAUGGAUGUAUGUGUUCAAGAAAAUGGAGUUUGUGCAAAUGAUAAGGAGAAAAAAGAAACACAAGGCAAAAAGAAGCGGAAGUCAAAAAAGAGGGGUAAACAUGGAAAGAAAAACAAGGAUACUCCACUUCAAGAUUCGAGUGAAGCAAAUUUGAAACAAAAUAAUGAAGAGAUUGAAUGUGAAUUAAAUGAGAAGAAUCCCCAAAAUGACGGGAAACAAGUCUGGAUAAAAGCACAAAUAAAGAAAAUGUUGAAUAUGCCAAAAGGUAUUGAGUAUUUGUCUGAAGAAAAGCAACAGAAAACAAAGUUAUCGUCAAGUGCAGUGUCUAAACUUAUGAAUGGGCAGCGAUCAAAACUACGUAGUUUUAAGAAGAAAAAAGGUGUGUCAGUUGACAAGGAUCAAAAGAAGCAGAAAACGCGUGGUAGACAUGAUAAGAUGCAAAGAGGAGCAUCAAGAAAAGGGAAGCUCCAAAUCGAUUGGAUUAGAAGAAAGCUAUGA
Lactuca sativa (garden lettuce) is the source of this 921-nucleotide messenger RNA. The record is from RefSeq and is a predicted model, not a curated record. Lineage: Eukaryota; Viridiplantae; Streptophyta; Magnoliopsida; Asterales; Asteraceae.